AUGCUAUUUAGAAUUUAUUUCUGAACGCUACGCGUAGUUGACUGAACGUAGUGUUUAAAUUCUCUUUGGUUGACAUUUAACCAUCCGGUUGCCAUAUUGGUUUUUAAAAGUAACCUUUUCCGUUUUGUUGUCGCAAAAAUGACGGGCUUUAGUAAUAAGGCCAUAGUUAUUGAUGGCCGUGGCCAUCUACUCGGUCGUCUUGCGGCCGUUAUUGCUAAGGUCCUCUUGGAAGGAAACAAGGUUGUUGUCGUAAGAUGUGAACAAAUUAACAUCUCAGGAAACUUCUUCAGGAAUAAGUUGAAGUUCAUGUCAUUUUUGCGGAAGCGGUGCAAUGUCAACCCAGCACGCGGACCAUUCCACUUCAGAGCCCCUUCAAAAGUUCUGUGGAAAACAGUCAGAGGCAUGAUCCCACACAAAACUGAGCGAGGAAAGGAUGCUCUAAGACGGCUUCGUGCUUAUGAUGGCUGCCCACCACCAUAUGACAACCGUCGCAGAGUUGUGGUUCCAGCUGCCCUCCGAGUAUUCUGUUUGAAACCUGGUCGCAAGUACUGUCAUGUUGGUCGAUUAUCACAUGAAGUUGGCUGGAAGUACAGUGCUGUAGUUCGUAAACUGGAAGACAAGAGAAAGUUCAAGGCAAUCCACAAAGCCUCUUACGAAAGGAAGCUCAAGACAAUCACCAAGCAAGCCGGUGAAAAAGUAGCUAAAGUGACUGCACCAUUCUCUGCAAUUAUGCAAUCCUAUGGAUACAAUUAGGAUAAGAAUAUUUACUAAAUAAACCUUUGGUUGCCCAA
Messenger RNA from Leptidea sinapis, 791 nucleotides. RefSeq names its product 60S ribosomal protein L13a (gene RpL13A). Gene Ontology annotation, molecular function: mRNA binding; structural constituent of ribosome. The transcript has 6 exons. Lineage: Eukaryota; Metazoa; Arthropoda; Insecta; Lepidoptera; Pieridae. Gene Ontology annotation, biological process: negative regulation of translation; translation. The coding region runs from base 139 to 753 and encodes 204 amino acids. Gene Ontology annotation, cellular component: cytosolic large ribosomal subunit; ribosome. The record is from RefSeq and is a predicted model, not a curated record.